Schistosoma guineensis is the source of this 576-nucleotide messenger RNA. Lineage: Eukaryota; Metazoa; Platyhelminthes; Trematoda; Strigeidida; Schistosomatidae. The record is from the annotation of a GenBank genome assembly.
AUGAUUCGUGCCAUACUUAUUAUUAAUAACCAUGGAAAACCAAGAUUAAUAAAGUUUUAUGAGCACUAUAGUGAAGAUGAACAACAGAAAAUUGUCAAAGAAGUUUUUCAUUUGGUCUCUAGAAGAGAUGAUGAUGUUUGUAAUUUUUUAGAAGGUGGCACACUAGUCGGUGGACAAGAUUAUAGAUUAAUUUAUCGUCAUUAUGCAACAUUGUAUUUUGUAUUUUGUGUUGAUUCAUCUGAAAGUGAACUUGGCAUAUUGGAUUUAAUUCAAGUAUUUGUUGAAGCAUUAGAUAAAUGUUUUGAGAAUGUUUGUGAACUUGAUUUAAUUUUUCAUGUAGAUAAGGUACACUACAUACUAAAUGAACUUGUAUUAGGUGGAAUGGUAUUAGAAACUCAUAUUAAUGAAAUUACUCAUAGAUAUGAAGAACAACAAAAACUAGAGAAACAAGAGUCUGGAUUAUCCGGAGCGCCAGCUCGGGCUGUUUCAGCAAUGCGUGAUUUAAAUCUUCAUCAGAAAUUCAAGGAGAUACGUUUUCCAGAUUUACAAUCAUUGCAAAACAGACUAUCACGUUGA